Messenger RNA from Schizosaccharomyces osmophilus, 717 nucleotides. It is a transcript of the gene fta7, whose product is annotated as CENP-Q-like protein Fta7. Bases 1 to 717 code for a protein of 238 amino acids. The record is from RefSeq and is a predicted model, not a curated record. NCBI's taxonomy places the organism in Eukaryota, Fungi, Ascomycota, Schizosaccharomycetes, Schizosaccharomycetales, Schizosaccharomycetaceae. The transcript has 4 exons.
AUGAAAAGAAGCGUACGAGCGAUACAUAAGGAAGAGAUUCAUAAGAAAUGGCGUCCUUUAUCAGAAAAGCAGCAUGAAGAAAUAAUGAUUGUUCUUCGAACCUGUGCUAGACUAGUAUUGAACGGCAUCAAAUCCGAGCAUAGAAAAACUACAGCAGAAGGAUGGAUGCUAGAAUGCUUAAGAAGGAUGAAUCAGUCACUCAAGGCAUUGCCCGUUCCUCCUAGUAAAUUUGGCAGCGGUGCCUUUUCUCAAGUAUUGACUGCCAAUAAUCAAUUAGAGCGACAGUUAUAUGGUGACCUGGAUCAUAUUCACCUGCUUCAAAAAGAGCUAGACAUAGAAAGCAUGAGAUUGGAGCAAGAACAAAAAGCUUACGAGCAAAUGAAGCAGAAUCUUUCUACAAACCAAACAAGAUCACGGAAUAUGAAAAACAAGUUACAUCCUCUUUUGAAAUCUUCCUCUACAGAGCCUUCGCUGAGCAAUAAUGCAAAUUUAGAGAACAGCGAUAUACCAGGUUUAUUAUUCUCCAGUGGAAAGGCCUCGGAAACCAAAGCCGAAACUAAAUACAACAAAAAGCUACAACCAUUUAUGAGGACUUUACAUCGGCAUACAAGUCAAACAGUUCAAUUAAGUCAAAAGGUACAAAAAGCUACUCUAUUACUCCAGAAGAUUCAACAACAAUUACCUGUUGGCCAACCGCAAACAAAACGUCCAUCAUAA